Chrysemys picta bellii (western painted turtle) is the source of this 729-nucleotide messenger RNA. It is a transcript of the gene ATP5PD, whose product is annotated as ATP synthase peripheral stalk subunit d. The record is from RefSeq and is a predicted model, not a curated record. NCBI's taxonomy places the organism in Eukaryota, Metazoa, Chordata, Testudines, Emydidae. Gene Ontology annotation, molecular function: proton-transporting ATP synthase activity, rotational mechanism. Gene Ontology annotation, biological process: proton motive force-driven ATP synthesis.
UGCUCGGAUCCCGUCACCUCCCCUGAGCUGUGCCGGGCUAUGGGGGACUCGUGCCUGGAGGGGGCGGGGUGAGUCGAGGAGCACUUUCUCCCCUGAGUCAAACCUCCGAUGAUGUCCCCGCUUGGCGUUAGAAGUGGCUUUGUGGUGCUGCCUUUCAGAACACAAAAAUGGCAGGUCGCAGAGCUGCUCUGAAAGCGAUCGACUGGAUGGCAUUUGUAGAGAGAGUGCCUCCCAAUCAGAAAGCUAUGUUUAAUGCCCUGAAAACACGCAGCGAUGCUCUUUCAGCCAAGUUGACCUCGUUGCCAGAGAAGCCCCCCGCUAUUGAUUGGGUUUAUUACAAGACUGCAGUUGCUAAGGCUGGCAUGGUGGAUGAGUUUGAAAAAAAGUACAAUGCACUAAAGGUUCCUGAGCCUGUGGACACACAAACAGACAAGAUAAAUGCCCAGGAACAGGAAGCUGCUAAGAGUGCUGCUGAAUAUGUGCAGGCCUCUAAAUCCCGUAUUGUCCAGUAUGAGAAACAGCUUGAGAAGUUCAGAACCAUGAUUCCAUUUGAUCAGAUGACAUUUGAGGACUUGAAUAAGGUCUUCCCUGAAACCAAACUGGACAAGGAGAAGUAUCCAUACUGGCCACACAAACCUAUUGAAGACCUGUAAAUCUGUCUGAAAGCAGUUUCUGGUGACUGUCCAAUUCUCUAGAAUCUUUUAAAUAAAGUAAUUGUACAGGGCUUCA